AUGUUAUUAAAUUCAUUGAUAUUAUUACUUUUAUCUAAUGCAAUAACUUCAAGACGAGAUAAAUCGAUACUGUAUUCAAGAGUCUCCAUAAGUAUUUUACUUAUAUCAGCUCUUAUAUCUUAUGAUAACUUAUCCAUUUUAUUUUUAGCCAAAGGAAUAGGAAUAUUUGGAGGUUUAUUCCAUGUUACUGCCACUACCAAUACUUUUCAUAUUUUUAUUUUUUUAAUGACUAGCGUUAUCUUGUUGCUAACUUCAUUUUAUCCUAGAAAGGUUUGAUUCAAACCGAAUAGCACACCUAAUAGAAUUCUUUUUACUAAGUUAAUCUACUACGGAACGUUAAUAACCAAUAAAAUGGGAGAACAAUUUAAAAUUAUUGAAUACUCUUUAAUCAUUUUAUUUAUCGUUACAGGAAGUGUUUUCUUAAUAUCUACUAGUGAUCUAGUUUCUAUCUUCCUGUCCAUUGAACUGCAAAGUUAUGGACUAUAUUUAUUAUCAACAAUCUAUAGAGAUUCAGAACCUGCUACUUCUGGAGGUCUUAUGUACUUUUUACUAGGUGGACUAUCAUCUUGUUUUAUAUUACUAAGUACAGCUUUACUUUACGCAAAUUCUGGUACUACGAAUUUAGAUAGCUUAUAUAUAAUUACUAGUAUAUCUAACGAGAGAUACGAAAAUCUUACAGGGUUACUUUAUUGAUAUAAACCUUAUUAUAUACAUAUAAGUUUACUGUUUAUGGGAGUAGGAUUUUUAUUUAAAGUUUCCGCUGCACCCUUUCAUUUUUGAAGUCCUGACGUGUACGAUGCCAUACCUACUGUUGUUACAACUUUUGUAGCUAUUAUUGCAAAAAUUUCUAUUUUUAUUUUCCUAUUAGAAUUAGUUCAUUAUACAGGUAAGUCUAUGAUGGAUAUGGAGUUUUCUUGAACACAAAGCUUGUUAUUUAGUUCGCUUUUAUCUCUAAUUAUAGGAACAGUUGUAGGGUUAACACAGUCUAGAAUAAAAAGGCUUUUUGCCUUUAGUACUAUAUCACAUGUAGGUUUUAUAUUAUUAGGGUUAAGCAUACACACUGUAGAAUCUACACAAGCUUUUAUGUUUUACUUAAUACAAUAUUCUAUAUCUAAUCUAAAUGCUUUUAUUUUAAUUAUUACCGUUGGUUAUUCUUUAUAUUGUUAUGUAUAUAAUGCGAACUUUUUAGAAAAGAAAGAAAUUAGCGAUGAAAAAGAUAAUUUACAAGAUAUGAAUAACUCUCCUAUCCAACUUAUAGAUCAAUUAAAGGGAUAUUAUUACAUAAAUCCCUUUGUAUCAUUAAGCUUAGGGAUAACUUUAUUUUCUUUUGCCGGUAUACCUCCUUUAAUAGGGUUCUUCGGUAAACAGAUGAUUUUAAGCGCAGCUAUUGACAACGGUUACCUAUUUAUGUCGUUAGUAGCUAUACUAACAAGUGUUAUAAGUGCCGUUUAUUAUUUAACUAUAAUAAAACAAAUCUUUUUUGAUAAAAAUGAUUAUAGUUUAAACGACCAACUAGAAACUUUGGAUGCAGAGGGUGUAGUUGCAAAAGAAAAUUCUAUUGUUGAAAAAGUAGGUAUAAAGAUAGAAAAUGUUGUUAUAUCUAGUUCAUUAAGUUUACCUAUUUCAGUAAUAACAUUAAUUAUUACAUUGUUUAUUUUUAUUCCAAAGGAAAUAUUCAGUUUAGCUAAUAUAUUAGCACUAGUUUUAUUUAAUUUAUAA
Parastagonospora nodorum SN15 is the source of this 1719-nucleotide messenger RNA. The record is from the annotation of a RefSeq genome assembly. NCBI's taxonomy places the organism in Eukaryota, Fungi, Ascomycota, Dothideomycetes, Pleosporales, Phaeosphaeriaceae.